Cololabis saira (Pacific saury) is the source of this 652-nucleotide messenger RNA. RefSeq names its product translocase of inner mitochondrial membrane 13 homolog (yeast) (gene timm13). The transcript is spliced from 3 exons. Lineage: Eukaryota; Metazoa; Chordata; Actinopteri; Beloniformes; Belonidae. The record is from RefSeq and is a predicted model, not a curated record. Bases 111 to 398 code for a protein of 95 amino acids.
CAGUCAAGGGCACAGAAAACUGUCGUUUACCAAACCUAGCCGUAGCUCACUACACGUGCAGCUUUGAAGAGUCCAACAACACAUCAGUUUUUAACAAAACAGCGGUAGAAAUGGAAGGCUUUGGGUCAGACUUUUCAGCAGGAGGAUCCGGCGGUAAAAUGGACACCGGCACCAUAAUGGAGCAAGUUAAAGUCCAAAUCGCGGUGGCUAACGCUCAGGAGCUCCUACAGAGGAUGACAGAUAAAUGCUUCAAAAAGUGCAUAGGUAAACCAGGCAGCACACUGGACAACUCUGAGCAGAAAUGCAUUGCCAUGUGCAUGGACCGGUAUAUGGACGCCUGGAACACAGUGUCCCGAACGUAUAACUCCCGACUGCAAAGGGAAAGAGCCCGCAUGUGAACAUCCCUCCCCUCCUCUUCUUUACCCUCCUUGGGAUGCUGCUGACAGCGAGGACCAGCACCCUGCACACCCAGGUGCAUCAUGGCAGCAGCACUCCAUCAACCUCUGUCAUUAUACCUCACAGACAGGCAAGCAAGGCCUGUGGACUCCUAGCCAUAACAGUGUCUCUGUGGACAUUUUAAAAUUGUGCUCUUGAGGAUCGGCUCACUAAUAAAGUUGAAUUAUUUGUUUCUUAUGUGUAAGAAAUGCUGUAA